AUGUUGGAUGCCAACAAUGUGCUUGUGAAAAUUUAUAGGAUGGUUAGAGAUUGCUUCCAACAGAAUCCUAAUACUACUUUAAAGCUUCUCCUUAUUGGGAAAAGAGAACAAGAUGGUCGGACUUAUAACUUACCUACUUCCUCCGAGGUUGCUGCUCUUAUUGUUGGAGAUAUUGAUAAAGCUCUUGAGAAUAGAGAUAUCGUUGUCGAGACACAAACAGGGUCAUUAAAAAGAAUAAGUGAGUUGCAUCCUUCCUAUCUUGCACUUCAGUAUCCUAUUUUGUUCCCAUAUGGAGACGACGGUUACAGAAUUGACAUACCCCAUAGGGGUGUCAUUGAUGUUACUAACAAGAAACGUCCGAAUUGUACAAUGAGAGAGUUUUUUGCGUAUCGUGUACAAGAUCGUAGUACCCAGUUUUCAUUGAUUCUAAAUUCUCGACGGUUAUUCCAACAGUUCUUGGUUGAUGCUUAUACGAUGAUUGAGAGCGAGCGACUUAACUUUAUAAGAUUUCAGCAACAUGAUCUCAGGUCUGAUACAUAUGAGAAUAUCCGCAAACUAAUAUAUAACGGCCAACAAGAUUUGUCUAAGGUUGGAAAACGUAUUUUCCUUCCAUCUUCUUUUACAGGCGGGUCACGAUAUAUGAUGCAAAACUAUCUUGACGCUAUGGCUAUUUGUAAAUGGUAUGGUUAUCCCGACUUUUUUAUAACCAUUACCUGCAAUCCCAAGUGGCCGGAGGUUCAAAGGUUUCUUAAGGACACAAAUCUUAAUCCGAAGGAUAGGCCUGAUAUUUUAUCACGAAUCUUUAAAAUAAAGCUGGAUGCAAUUUGUAAAGAUUUGAAAGACCGUCAUUUGUUUGGAAAAGCUUCAGCUGUUGUUUACACUAUUGAGUUUCAGAAGCGAGGAUUGCCUCAUGCGCAUAUGUGCUUAUUCAUGGAGAAUGAUUACAAACUUCCAACUGUAGACCAUGUUGAUCAGUUUAUUUCUGCAGAAAUCCCUGAUAUAAACCAAGACCCGGAACUAUAUACGCUUGUGAAAGACCAUAUGAUUCACGGUCCAUGUGGUAACGCUAGAAUGAGCUCUCCAUGUAUGGUUGAUAGAAAAUGUUCAAAAGGUUUUCCCAAGAAAUUUCAAGAUCACUCAACCUUGGAUUGUAACGGAUUUCCCUUAUACAGAAGAAGAGAUGACGGUUCCUUUGUUUUAAAAAAUAGAAUUGAGUUAGACAACAGAAGUGUUGUACCUUACAACAAAAAACUUUUGAAAAGAUAUCAGGCGCAUAUAAACGUUGAAUGGUGCAACCAAGCAGCGUCAAUAAAGUAUUUGUUCAAAUAUAUUAAUAAAGGUCUUGAUAGAGCAACAGUUGCUGUGGUUCUGAGCAAUAAUGAAAACGAGCAAGCAGAAAAUGAUGAAAUUAAAGAGUAUUAUGAUUGUAGGUAUAUAUCGGCUUGUGAAGCCUCUUGGAGGAUUUUUUUGAAUGAAGUUAAUUAUAGGAGUCCUUCUGUUAUGAGGUUGCCUUUCCAUCUUCCUGGACAACAAACAGUUUAUUUCGGUCCUGAUGAAGAUAUUAAUCAGGUGCUAAACAAGCCAUCUGUGAACUCAUCAAUGUUUUUGUCUUGGAUGCAACGUAAUCAAGAUCCUAACGACAUUGUUGCACGUACACUAACAUAUGUACAGUUUCCACGGUUUUAUGUGUGGAAGCUUGACCAGCGUAUAUGGGUUCCGAGAAUAAAAGGAAAAACAAUUGGCAGAAUUCAUUCCGUUUCUCCGUCUACCGGUGAAGCGUACUAUUUAAGAAUUCUUCUUAACAAAGUUAAAGGACCAACAUCGUUUGAUGAUAUUAAAACAGUUAAUGGUCGAGUGUACGAUACUUUUAGAGAUGCUUGCUAUGCGCUUGGUUUGUUGGAUGACGACUCGGAGUACAUUGAGGCCAUCAAAGAAGCAAAUAUAUCAGGUAGCGCAGGUUAUAUUCGCAAUUUAUUCGCCACCAUGUUACUGUCAAGCACUUUAUCUAGACCUAAAGUAGUUUGGGAAAGCACAUGGAAGUAUAUGACAGAUGAUUUUCUGUACAGAUUCUCAAAGUAUCAUCGUGUUUCGGGUUUAUCAAUUCCUGAUGAGCAACUAAAGAACUAUGUUUUAUGCGAAAUUGAGAAGUUUUUAACUCGAAAUAAUUCAUCGCUUCGAAGAUUUGUAUCAAUGCCUUACCCGGAUACUUCAUCUUUAGAUAACUUUCGCUACAGAUUGAUUAAGGAAGAGCUUGCAUAUGACAGAACAUAUUUACAAAAUGUUUAUCAAGGUCAGUUGAUGGAGACAAUGGAGGAGUCAAAAGGUGAGAUCGUAUUAAACGUUGCAUCUAGCAAAAUUGCAUCAUUGUUGUUGGAUGGAGGAAGAACGGCGCAAUCUAGGUUUCAUAUACCUUUGAAUCUUAAUGAGGAUUCCGUUUGUCACAUUAAACCUGACGAUGAUGUAGCUAAAUUACUACAACAGACCAAACUCAUUAUAUGGGAUGAAGCUCCUAUGGUUCAUAAACAUGCAUUUGAGGCUUUGGAUAGAACUAUGCAUGACAUUUUCAAUAUCUCUAAUUCAUCCAGAUCUGUUGUUCUAUUUGGAGGAAAGGUUAUUGUAUUUGGUGGUGAUUUUAGGCAAAUAUUACCUGUUGUUCCAAACGGUGGACGACAAGAAAUUGUGAAUGCCUCAUUAUGUUCGUCUUAUCUGUGGAGGAAGUGUAAGUUGUUGACGUUAACUAGAAACAUGAGGUUAACCGUUGGAAGACCAUCAUUUGAAGUUGAAGAGAUAAAUAAUUUUGCAAAAUGCACAUCUGAUCCAAUUUCUAGCCUUAUUGAUUUUGUAUAUCCGUCAAUCUUGGAUAACUACAAUGAUCGUAAUUACUUUAGUACUAGAGCUAUACUUGCGCCUAAGAACGAGGUUGUUCACGAGAUUAACGACAGAUUGUUGGCACUUUUCCCAGGUGAAGAAAAAGAGUAUCUUAGUUCUGACAGUCUAUGCCCUACUGAAGAUGGCAAUGCUGAUCAGCAAAGAAUAUACUCACCCGACGUGCUGAAUGGUCUUAAAGUAUCUGGUUUACCAAAUCAUAGGUUAGUGCUUCAAGUUGGUGUUCCUGUAAUGUUGUUGCGAAAUAUUGACCAACGAAAUGGUUUGUGUAAUAGUACAAGGUUAAAGGUUACAAAACUUUACAGCCGUGUUAUUGAAGCUGAGAUAAUUUCAGGUGGAAAUAUUGGUUCUCGGACAUUCAUACCUAGAAUGAAUUUGGUACCUUCGGACAGAAAGAUUCCUUUUGCAUUUCAAAGGAGGCAAUUUCCAAUAACGAUUCUCCUGCCAACUUGGUACAACAGAUUGGAUGAUUUAAAGGGUUACCCGACCGGUAAUGUUCUUUUGUUUACAGAUGAAUCUGUAAUGUUUGAUGUUAAUAUCAAGGAGUCUACAAGCGGUUUUUGUAUUUCGAACGAGUGGCCAUCUGUCGUCAGUGUACUUGGUAUAGAAGACGGAGAUUUUGUUGUUUUCCAAAAUAUGGAUGCAUUAUCAUUUAGAAUAACUCACUUCAAAAAUUAUCUACACACGGUGAAUUCUUCAAAGUUCCAUAUUGUUAUGUUACAUCCUCAGUUAAGCAAUCUGUGGUUACCCAGGGAGUUUAUGCAACAUCAUUUCAAUGGUGAUAAUUUGUUUGAUGAUUUUAUUAUCCUGUUUGGCGAGGAUAAUAAGUGGAAUUCACUAACUCCGGACCGUCCUUUACCAGUUGUCCAAAUGGUUAAGAUUGAGGAUCAUGGUAAUGAUGUUGUGUCCUUUGAACAAGAAGCUGUUUUGGAAGAUAAUGUGGUAAAUGUUCCUUCUGAUGUCCUGGUUGAAGAAGCAGAGCCUCCAGUAGAACAAGACAUUUUAGAUGUUCCACCAGAUGUUGAUCAAGCCAAUGAUUACGAACUGACAUGGUUUCUCACCUAUCGUUUUCGUUUUUCGAAGCCCUUUGCCAUGAACAUUGAUUUAUCCGUCCUUGAUGAAAUGACAGUUGAAACUGAAGACGGAUUUUCAAUGACUUUGGAGAUCCGGGAGGAAACUGCACGUGGCAGCAUUCGGUAUGCAUUAAGAGGAUGGCAGAACUUUAUGCUGCAAGCUAGUUUGGCGGAUGGUGGUCAGUUUGAUCUUCGUUACAAUAGAAAUCUGAAUAGGUUGAUCAUAUCUAACCACAACUUUUAA
This is a messenger RNA of Helianthus annuus (common sunflower), 4203 nucleotides long. RefSeq lists its product as uncharacterized. The record is from RefSeq and is a predicted model, not a curated record. Lineage: Eukaryota; Viridiplantae; Streptophyta; Magnoliopsida; Asterales; Asteraceae. The transcript is spliced from 11 exons. Bases 1 to 4203 code for a protein of 1400 amino acids. Gene Ontology annotation, molecular function: DNA helicase activity. Gene Ontology annotation, biological process: DNA repair; telomere maintenance.